Racocetra persica is the source of this 264-nucleotide messenger RNA. The record is from the annotation of a GenBank genome assembly. NCBI's taxonomy places the organism in Eukaryota, Fungi, Glomeromycota, Glomeromycetes, Diversisporales, Gigasporaceae.
ACAAGGCUCCGAUAAUGACCUGUAAUUCAUGCGGGCUGAAAUCCUGUACUGCUCAUGGCCUUCCAAUUGAUAUUUGGUGUGAAAAAUGCACACGAAAAGAGGAACAUGAAGAAGAACUUAGACGGAAUGAAGAACUCAGAAGACGGGAUAAGGAACACGGGCUACAAAAUGAGGAACGCAGACGGCAGAAUGAUGAGGAACGUAGACGACAAGAUGAAGGAUGCAGGCGACAGUGUGAAGAGCGCUGGCGACAAGAUGAAGAAC